AUGGAUUUGGACAUUGAGAUGGGCGAUGCCGCGGAUGGCAUGCCCGAAAUGCUCGCCGACGAACCCGAACCCCGACAGACGGAGGAAAUUCUGCAACUCAACGACGAGCCUCAAGAACCUGGAGAGGUGGCAGAGGACGGACCCACGAUCGCGGCCGGAGAAGAAGGGGGCAGUGAGAGCAAAACUGUUGUGCCAAACAAAAUACACAUUCAUGGGGUCGACACCCUGCAUACAGACGAAAUCAAAGCAUAUGUCAGAUCACACUUUGGUCUCGUCGACCGGAUUGAGUGGAUUGACGAUCAUUCCGCAAACCUCGUUUUUGCCAACAACAUGAUAGCUCACGAUGCUCUGGCCGCCCUGAGUGCCAUGGAGGUUUUGGACGUAACAGCGCUUGCCGUUGGGGAAACUCUGCCGGCGAAGCCUUUUCACGGCAAGCCAGAAGUUUCGUUCCAACUUCGGUUUGCGGUGGAAAGCGACAAGAAACAAGCUGGGGCUGCGCUGCGCAGCCGAUACUACCUGCUACAUCCUGAGCAUGAUCCCGAAGAACGUCGAAGGAAGCAGCAACAAGACCGAGCCAGGUACAGAGACAGAGAAGGCAGCUACCAUAGCCUUGCUGGCCGGCACAGGCGCGACGGAUCAACUGAUGAUGCCGAAGUCUUCGAGGCAAGCAUGUAUGAUGACGCCCCCCGGAGUCAGCGGUCCCGGCGCGGCUCUGGCUCAAGGGACGCAACGAAUGCGCACUUGAGGAGCAAUCAUAACCACGGAAAGGAGCUCUUUGGAAACAGAUCCUCGCUGCGGAAAAGGUCAGCGUCGCCUCGUCGACACUUGGACGGCGGCGAUGCGCACCAGGACGAGCUAGAAAGAUCUAAUGACCGAAAUAGGAUCGAGGCGAGGUCGAUAAAGAGUGGCCUGGCCGAUAAUAGUAGUAAAGAGCUCUUUCCCACGAAAUCUUCGGGGAGGGGAGGCCAGCUGGACCAGCUGGAUCAGCUGGAGGAAUCCAUAGGAUCGGCUCGACUGCGGAUCGAGGAUUUCCCCAACGUCGUCAUCACCCCGGACAGCGCAACCGAUGACGCUUUCAAAAUCAAGGGCGCUGCUGCUGACGAGCGAAGGAAUCGUGGCCGAGGGUUUGCCAUCAAGGGAGCGGCGCUUGGGAGCGCCAGGGAACUGUUCCCCGACAAACUGGGCAAUAGGAACGCUAGCCAUGACUUGCCAAGCCCAGCACGCACCAAACGGAGGCAAAAAGCCCAUGAUCUAUUUUCGUGA
Molecule: messenger RNA, 1263 nt
Organism: Ustilaginoidea virens
Lineage: Eukaryota; Fungi; Ascomycota; Sordariomycetes; Hypocreales; Clavicipitaceae
Exons: 2
Coding region: 1-1263 (420 amino acids)
Cellular component (GO): nucleus; cytosol
Molecular function (GO): mRNA binding; RNA 7-methylguanosine cap binding
Source: RefSeq, a predicted model, not a curated record